UUUCCUGUGCCUCCUGGACACAUGACGAAUACAACGUGAAAGUAGUCUCAGCCAGGCCUCACAAGUGCAUGUGUUUUAAGGUCCCCAAAAGAGCUCUCCUUUAAAACACCAAGGAGCACAUCAGGGGACGCCAAACCAUUUGACUCCCUUGCCAGACAUCUCGGCUCACUCCACAAUCAAUGGUGCUCGCAAUCGGAUGCACUUUUAGGCCAUUUAGGAGACAAAUAGCACAGGAAAAGCAGUGCGCACCGCUCCACCCGACAGUCGAACGGUGAGGUUUUGAGCGAGUCGCAGCAAAAUGCACGGGGCUUCUGCAGCCCACAUGACUUUAUUCUGAACGGACACAAGUCUGCUCGCUGGGCCGUUCGCUUUUGGGCCAAAAACACGGCUCCGUCGGUGACUUUUGGCCCGAUAUUGGCGACCAGAAAACACAAGUGAAAGAGCAUUUGGCCAGCCCGGAGAAGCCGAGCUGGGUGGCUUGAGUCUACAUGGUUCUCAUGUCGCGUUUAAGGCCAGCCCCCUGCACGGUGUGGAGCUUCAAUAGCGCAGAGCAGCGUCUACAGCAAAGUACUCCUCCUCACAGACUACCGUAGUGUUGUAAGUGUGUGUGUUUACCGGACCCAACGACAGACAUGGCAGAAGUCGCACCAGCACCCGCCGCCGCCGCGCCGGCCAAGGCACCCAAGAAGAAGGCAGCAGCCAAGCCCAAGAAAGCGGGACCCAGCGUAGGCGAGCUCAUCGUCAAGGCGGUGUCCGCCUCCAAGGAGAGGAGCGGCGUGUCCCUGGCCGCGCUCAAGAAGUCUCUGGCGGCAGGCGGCUACGACGUGGAGAAGAACAACUCCCGUGUCAAGAUCGCCGUCAAGAGCCUCGUCACCAAGGGCACCCUGGUCCAGACCAAGGGCACCGGUGCUUCCGGCUCCUUCAAGCUCAACAAGAAGGCCGUCGAGGCAAAGAAGCCCGCCAAGAAAGCCGCAGCCCCCAAAGCUAAGAAGGUGGCCGCCAAGAAGCCCGCCGCCGCCAAGAAGCCCAAGAAGGUAGCAGCCAAGAAGGCCGUGGCCGCAAAGAAGUCCCCCAAGAAGGCCAAGAAGCCCGCUACACCCAAAAAGGCCGCCAAGAGCCCAAAGAAGGUGAAGAAGCCCGCCGCAGCGGCCAAGAAAGCGGCCAAGAGCCCCAAGAAGGCUACCAAGGCAGCGAAGCCCAAAGCCGCCAAGCCCAAGGCAGCCAAGGCCAAGAAGGCAGCCCCCAAGAAGAAGUAAACCUAUUACAAACAGUGUUCUUUCUACUCGACACAUGUUGUUACCACAAAAGGCUCUUUUAAGAGCCACCCA
This is a messenger RNA of Oncorhynchus gorbuscha (pink salmon), 1328 nucleotides long. Its product is annotated as histone H1. Gene Ontology annotation, biological process: nucleosome assembly. The record is from RefSeq and is a predicted model, not a curated record. Lineage: Eukaryota; Metazoa; Chordata; Actinopteri; Salmoniformes; Salmonidae. Gene Ontology annotation, molecular function: structural constituent of chromatin; DNA binding. The transcript has a single exon. Gene Ontology annotation, cellular component: nucleosome. Bases 633 to 1256 code for a protein of 207 amino acids.